AUGGGCAUCCAUGGGAUCUUCAAGGAGAUCGGCUCAGGCCAGAGGAUAUCGCUGGUCAAACUCGCCUCCGACCACUACAUUGCCCACGACCGACCAUUCCGACUAGCGAUCGAUAUAUCCAUUUGGCUCUUUCAGAUCCAGGCUGGCAAAGGCGGCUCUAACCCUGCCUUGCGAACAUUCUACUACCGACUCCUACGGCUCCUGAGCUUCAACAUCCACCCGCUCUUCGUCUUCGAUGGACCGAACAAACCCCUCUUCAAGCGAAACAAGAAAGUCGGCGGGCCGGGCGUCCGAGUCGCAAGUGUGCCUGAGUUUUUGGCAAAGCAACUCUUGAAAGAAUUUGGGUUUCCGUGGCAUGUUGCGCCUGGUGAAGCAGAAGCAGAAUGCGCGCUGUUACAGCGAGAGGGCAUUGUCGAUGGUGUGUUGAGUGAGGAUGUGGAUACCCUGAUGUUUGGAUCGGGUCUUACCUUACGGAAUUGGACUUCAGAAAACAGCAGCAAGAGCCCGACGCAUGUCAAUGUAUACCGAGCAGAUGAGACAAAGGAGAAGAGUGGCCUCGAUCGCGAGGGCAUGAUCUUGGUUGCGCUCAUGAGCGGCGGCGACUACAUCACGGAGGGGAUUCCUGGAUGCGGACCGAAGGUAGCUUGUGAUGCAGCUCGAGCAGGCUUUGGAAAAGAGAUGUGUGAAUUGGUCAGGAAGAAGGAUACUGCAGGGCUGAAGGCCUGGCGAGAACGUCUGCAACAUGAGAUCCGCACGAACGAAUCCAAAUUCUUCACAAGAAAGAACUCGACACUGACUAUACCAGAGGACUUUCCAGAUCGGGAGGUACUAGGAUACUACACCAAUCCUUGCCUCUCUACAUCUGACAAGCUGGCUAGAUUAAGAGCAGGCUUGCAAUGGGACCAAGAUAUCGACUUUCCAGCUUUGCGCUCCUUCGCAGCCGACGCUUUUGACUGGAGGUGUUUGAGUGGUGCAAAGAAGUUUAUUCGCAAUCUUGCUCCAGCGAUGCUGAUACGGGAAUUGAGACUGCGUGGCGAUGAGAAUCUCCAGCUCAGUCAAGAUGCCCAGGCAGAGCGAGAGAACGAGUACGUGACAGCAAUUCACGGAAAGCGAAAUCACAAUACCACUGAUGCAGAGCUCGAAUAUCGAAUCACCUUCAUUCCGAUGAACUUGGUCCCGAUCGAUCUGAGCAUAGAGGACGAAGAUGACGACUUCAUCCCAGCAGGCGCUCCUGACGAUCCUAGUGAUGCCGAGAAUGACUUCGUUCCGAUCUCUAGCAGUGCUGCUGAUGAGGAGGAACCGUCGGCGGCAUCGCCUACGAAGAAGCGUACAGCUAAGCCUUACGAGCCAGACCAGCCGGAGAAGAUCUGGAUCAUGCAUAGCUUUCUCCAAGUCGGAUGUCCGCUGUUGGUUGAGGAUUACGAGGGUAGCUUGCGAGAUCCAAAGCAAUUCUUCAAGCAAAGAAGAGAGGCCAGAGCUGCAGCUGCCGGCAAGACGAACAUCCAUGGCAAGAAGCUCAGCAAGAAGAAGGCCAAUGACAUGCCAGAAGGAGCCAUGAGAGCGUUCACGGCCGUUUCAAAGUCUUUGCAGGCCGAGAAGGGGCCUUCCAAGAAAUCAAGGGAUCGUGAGCCACUGCAGACAUUGGAGGGCGGUGGUAACUCUCAGGGGGAGAAGCCGAAAGCUUCCAAGAAGGGUGCCGACAAGGUGACAGCAGAUGUACCAGGCUUUGUUCUACCGUUCCAGGCAGAGCUAGAUGCCCUCGAUGAAGAGUUAACGCCAAAGGCGAAUCGGCAGCCAGCGAAGCCUGUCAAGGAUAGGCCCUUCGCAAAGUUUGCGGCGCAGUCAAAGAGACAGAAAGAUGCCCAAAAGACACCAGAGCGCCGUAAGAGGCGUUCGUCAGAUGUGCCGUCUUCUGUCCGAAGCCAAAAGUCGAUCGUAUCCUACUUCUCCCCUACACCAAGGAAGUCCAAGGCAUCAGAGCCGGACAUCAUCAAUCUCAUAUCCUCGACACCCGCCCGCCCCGAGCCUCCACGAGCGCUCACUCCAACACCACAGAAUCACAGAAUCCAGACAACACUCGAGGUCGAUGUCACUGCCAGGCUUUCGCUGGACUACUCGCCAGGGAAGCUCCCAGACACAGUGACUAAGCGAAGGAAGAAAGCGCCUCUCAAACGACAUCAGACGGCGCCUACGUGGUGGAUCUAUCACGCGUGA
Zasmidium cellare ATCC 36951 is the source of this 2214-nucleotide messenger RNA. RefSeq lists its product as uncharacterized. Gene Ontology annotation, molecular function: crossover junction DNA endonuclease activity; 5'-flap endonuclease activity. The transcript has 2 exons. The record is from RefSeq and is a predicted model, not a curated record. The coding region runs from base 1 to 2214 and encodes 737 amino acids. NCBI's taxonomy places the organism in Eukaryota, Fungi, Ascomycota, Dothideomycetes, Mycosphaerellales, Mycosphaerellaceae.